CCCCACCCAAACACCUUAUCUACCACCCACACACUAUUAAAUAAUACAUAUCAGCAAAAAUGAAGUAUUCUGCAAGUAUAUUUGUACUGGUAAUCCUUGUGUUUAGUUUUACUGAUUGUCAGUAUCAGCCUACAUGGGAUUCACUGGAUAAACGACCAUUACCAGACUGGUAUGAUGAAGCUAAGGUUGGUAUAUUCAUGCAUUGGGGAGUGUAUUCUGUGCCAAGCUUUGGGUCUGAGUGGUUCUGGUACAAAUGGAAGGGAACUAAGGAUUCUACAUACAUUGAAUUCAUGGAAAAGAACUAUCCACCUGGUUUCUCAUAUGCUGACUUUGCUCCAAUGUUCAAGGCUGAGUUCUAUGAUCCUACAAAAUGGGCAGCUCUCUUCCAGCAAUCAGGAGCAAAGUAA
Messenger RNA from Amphimedon queenslandica, 407 nucleotides. Its product is annotated as alpha-L-fucosidase-like. Gene Ontology annotation, molecular function: alpha-L-fucosidase activity. The transcript has a single exon. The record is from RefSeq and is a predicted model, not a curated record. NCBI's taxonomy places the organism in Eukaryota, Metazoa, Porifera, Demospongiae, Haplosclerida, Niphatidae. Bases 60 to 407 code for a protein of 115 amino acids. Gene Ontology annotation, cellular component: lysosome. Gene Ontology annotation, biological process: glycoside catabolic process; fucose metabolic process.